Messenger RNA from Fulvia fulva, 966 nucleotides. RefSeq names its product Dothistromin biosynthesis peroxidase dotB. Lineage: Eukaryota; Fungi; Ascomycota; Dothideomycetes; Mycosphaerellales; Mycosphaerellaceae. The record is from RefSeq and is a predicted model, not a curated record. The transcript has 8 exons. The coding region runs from base 1 to 966 and encodes 321 amino acids. Gene Ontology annotation, molecular function: peroxidase activity.
AUGAGUGCUGAUCUUUCCGGAUUCUUGACGAUCCUCGGCGGUGUCAUGGACGGCAAUGGCCUCGUCUGGUCGAUUGGUGGGCCUUCUGCAGCCGCACCGCCUUUGUUGCCUCUUCUGGGCACACCGCAGGGUAUCUCUGGAAGCCAUAACAAGUAUGAGGCGGAUGCAUCGCCUGGUCGUGGUGACCUGUACAAGUACGGAAACGACUUUGAGCUGCAAAUGUCUCAGUAUCAGCAAUUGUACGACAUGGUCAAGGCUAACAACGAUAACCUUGAUCUUGAUUUGAUGAAUGAAUUCCGCUCCAUGCGAUUCGACGACUCCAUUGCCACCAACCCUUACUUCUUUAACGGACCCUUCACCGGUGUUCUCGUCCAGCCUGCCGCGUACUCGUUCAUCUACCGCUUCAUGGGCAACAAGUCCGCCGAGCACCCACAGGGCCUCAUGAACAGCGAGAUCCUCAACACCUUCUUCGGCGUCGAAGAAGUCAACGGCCAGCUCUCCAAGAUCGGCGGUUACGGCCACGAGAAGAUUCCUGACAACUGGUACAAGCGCGCCAUCGGCGAUGAGUACUCUAUCGCCUUCCUCAACACUGACACUGCCCUUGCCGGCCUGAGAUACCCCAAGUUCCUCAGUGUCGGUGGCAACAUGGGUAAGGUCAACUCGUACGCGGCCAUCGACCCUGCGGAUCUUACUGGAGGUAUCUACAAUGCCAGAACUCUCGGCGAGGGAAACAAUGCAAUGUGCUUCGCCACGCAGUUCCUGGCCCAGACUAUGCCCGACAUGGUCAGCUGCAGCGGUGUGCUGAAUGACCUCACUGGAGCCUUGAGCGGUUUCACCAAGGCUUUCAACACUGCGUUCAGCGCGUUGAGCUGUCCGGAGAUUACGAGUAUUGAUGACAAUCAGUUCAAGCAGUUCCCGGGUUAUGCAAACCUCGACUGCAAGACCGGAAUGUACCCAUCAAAGUAA